Molecule: messenger RNA, 297 nt
Organism: Pelobates cultripes (western spadefoot toad)
Lineage: Eukaryota; Metazoa; Chordata; Amphibia; Anura; Pelobatidae
Source: the annotation of a GenBank genome assembly
AUGGAGGACAAGAUGGAUCAAGUCACCUCCAACUCCACAAAUCAUGAACAAGCCGUACAAGCCCUCCAAGAGGAAGUCUGGAUACUUGAAGAUGCUCAUGAAGACCUUAACAAUCGUUCCAGAAGGAACAACAUCAGGAUCAAGGGGCUAUCUGAAUCUGUGACUAUCGACACCCUCUCUGCUACCUUGAGGGAAACAUUCUGGGGGGAAGCCCCCCCAGCUUUAGCACUGUACAGGUUGCACACAAAAGAUGCACAACAUGCAAAAGAGAGCCACAUAAUUACCCCUAAUCCUUAG